This is a messenger RNA of Hydractinia symbiolongicarpus, 7109 nucleotides long. RefSeq lists its product as uncharacterized. Bases 66 to 6887 code for a protein of 2273 amino acids. Gene Ontology annotation, molecular function: protein binding; calcium ion binding. The record is from RefSeq and is a predicted model, not a curated record. The transcript has 39 exons. Lineage: Eukaryota; Metazoa; Cnidaria; Hydrozoa; Anthoathecata; Hydractiniidae.
AUACUAUCACUGAAAUCAGGAAUCACAAUACAAAUGAACUAUAUAAAUCAUUACUCACAUUUAAGAUGGAUAUUAAAGAGUUUUUAUUGAGGUUUGGUGAAUGUGGUAAUCAAGAGAAUGGAAAGUUAAAGUGUACCAAAGAAUAUGCAUGUGCAUAUCAGUAUAUGUCUAAAAGUACUCUCGUUCCUGUGAAGAAAACGUUUAAUCUUACCUGGUCAUUCCAAGCUCCGAAGAAUUUUUCGUCUACUUUUCAGAAUACAACCUCCAUUAAUUUUUCGUGGAUUCUUAAUGAAAAGAGGUACAUAACAAAAUAUAGAAUUCAAUGUUGCAGACUUAAUUGCAGAGAAAUGAUUGUUACAAAUGUGAUACCAAAUACAAGCACGUCUGCCACUGUUAAUGAAUUGACUCCCUAUACCACUUAUGAAUGCAAGGUGCAAGUUUUUACUGUUUCAAGGGUGAUAUGGAGUAGAUCGAUUAUUGUAAGAACAACAAAAGGAGGUCCAUGCAUGCAGCCACUUGGAAUGGAAACUUAUGUAAUACCUGAUGACAGAUUGAAAACAUCUACUCCUUCUUCAAAUAACAUGAAUGUAUCUUUUGCUCGAUUAAAUGGUGCUUUCAAGUGGAGCAGUAGAAAUGCUUACAUACAGAUUGAUUUGGGAAGAAUAAUGACAAUUACCGGUCUUGCAAUACAAGGUAGUACGCAAGGAGUCACAAAUGUGCGUAUAAAGUAUGGUAUAACAGAUCCGAAUGAUUUAGUUGACUUGUGGGAAGAAAAGAUAAUUGAUUAUACGAAUAAAAAAAGGAACUUUGCAUAUCCAGGCAGCAAAAACACAAAACGGCAUUGGUUUUAUCAAAAUGCAUUUACAGCUCGUCAUAUUCUCAUCUACCCAGUUGAGCAAAGCAAAGUUGUGUGUAUAAAAGUUGAAUUAUAUGGAUGUUCAGAGACAUGUUCCUCUUCUAUGAAAUCAGACUUUAAUCCAAAAAUGAAUGAUACCACUACAGUGUUGUCACCAAACUUAUACUCUUCUAAUUCUUGGUGUUCAUCAGCUGGAGAGUUCUUAAGAUAUGAUUUUGGCAUGGAGGUUACAUUGACUGGUAUAUUUGUUCAAGCCAAUGCAACAAAAGCUGUGCAUAAUUUUCAAGUGCGAUUUGGUAAUAAUUUAAAGUCUUUAAGAAUUGUCACAAGGGGAGCAUCUAACAAGACGUUUAUUGCGAACAGAGCUAAUAAUUCCAUAAUAACACAUUGGUUCGACAUUCCAUUAAUAUGCAGCAUUAUUGAUAUCAUUCCUCAAUCAAAUGGAGGAUGUAUAAAGAUUGGUUUUACUGGUUGUUUAACAAGUUGCAUGAAUAAACUUGGAGUUGAAAGGAGAAAACCAGGAAUAACUUUAUCUGCUUCUAGUUCGUCUUCAAAUAAUAAUUUGCCAGAUAAAGCUCGAUUGAAUAGUCUUAGAAAUGCAUGGGCAAGAAAAGUUGGUUAUCAAACCAUUUGGCUUCAGGUGUGCUUUAAUGAAACAAAAUACAUUUUUGGAGUUGCUCUGCAAGGUCUUGGUUUUAUAUGGAAUGACAGAAUUGAAACCUACAAAAUAAAAUAUGGUUAUAAACAUGAUUCUGUCAUUUAUGAUUACAAAAUAAAUAGUAUCAAACAUGUAUUCAGAGGGAGCAACAACAGAUACAAAACACAACUUGCUAUUCUUCCAACUAUGUUAAAAGCAAACUGUAUUAGAUUGCAUGAAAUGGAUUGUAAUAAUAAAGUUAAAAAAAAUGGUAUUGUGGAGGAUCAGGGAUGUGGUGGAAGAUUAGAAAUUAUGGGAUGUAAUGAAGAUAAACUUCCUAAUGUUGUGAUAAGGAGAGUAAACAACAGCUUACAAUGUGCAGCAUUUGGUACACAUCCAAAUAUACAAUGGAGUGUAAAUAACAAAAUCAUCACAAAUGAUGGAAAUUAUAUGAUAACCAAGAUGUCGAACAAAAAUGCAACUACAAUAUAUAAAUCGUUUCUAAUUUUUAAAAAUAAUAUUGAUCAGUUUUUGCUGAGAUUUGGCAGAUGUAAUAAACAAGCAAACGGGAAUUUCAAGUGUACUAAAGAAUUUGUGUGUGCAUAUCAUUACAUCUUUCAAAACUCCUCUGUUCCUGUCAAGACAUCUUUUAAUCUCACUUGGUCAUAUCAAGAUUUAGCCGUAAAAAAAUUUUCAGUUAUUUCACAGAAUGCAACUUCAAUUUCUUUUUCAUGGAUACCACUUAAGAAUAUGCACAUAACAAAGUAUGAAAUUCAAUGUUGUCGACAGAAUUGUAGAGAAAUCGUUUUUACGGACAACAUACCAAACACAGCUACGUCUGCUACAGUUUACGAGCUUGCACCCUUUACUACAUACAAGUGCAAGAUGCGGUUUCUUUUAUUAUCACCCAGUACCAGUAGCAAUUGGAGUACUGAAAUUUCAGUUAAGACUUCUCCGGCAGGACCUUGUAUGCAACCCCUGGGAUUUGAGAAUGGGAUUAUCAAUGAUAUUCAAUUCACAUCAUCCAAACCCGAUGGUGGUUUAAAGGCAUCAAAUGCUCGUCUUAACAGUGAUAAAUUUUGGUGUGCAAGUUCAGGCAUAAUUUGGUUAAAGAUUGAUCUUGGUCGACUUAUGACAGUGACUGGGAUGGCAUUACAAGGAUACUCAUUUGCCAUUCAUCAAGUCUGGUUCAAAUACAGUGUAUCUAGUAUGAACAACACUGAAAUAGUAAAAAUGGAUGAUACCUCGAGUGGCACUCGUAGGACGUAUGAUUAUCCACGAAGCAAAUACACAAGACGAUACUGGUUUAAAAACAAAGAGAUAACAUUACGUUAUAUCGAAUUCCAUUUUGUUGGAGAUAACCAAGCUUGUCUAAAGGUUGAAUUGUAUGGAUGUGCUGAAACUUGUUCAUCUCCUGUCUUUCCUGUGCAUUUGAACCUGCCACAAUCUAAACCAUUUUCACAAAUCUGCAGCAAAAACUUAUCAUACAUCCGUUAUCAUUUUGGGAAAAGGGUUACGUUGACAGGACUUAGGUUAAAUAACAACAAUUUUAGUGAUUUUCACAUUAGAUAUGGGCAGUCACCUAAAAACAUGACUGAAGUAGAGAAAAUUAAGCUAACAAAGUUGUCGCAGCCUAGAAGUGAUGAUUCAACAUUGAUGUUUUGGUUUGACGAAGAAAUUAUUUGUAAAGUUAUUGAUAUAGUAACAUCGUCAACAAACGUGUGUGGAGAAAUUCAGUUUGUUGGAUGUGAUAAUGGUUGUAUGCACAAACUUGGUAUAGAAGGUAAUUAUGGUGUUACAUUGAGCUCGUCGUCUGUAUAUGCUAAUGGUAGUGUAGAUGCAGCAAAUGGGCCAAAAAAUAGCGGUCUUAAUAACAUGAUUGGAGAUUGGACAAAAUAUGAAAAUAAAGAUCAUCAACCUUGGAUUCAAGUAUGCUUUGAUUCACAUAAACUUAUUAAUGCUGUUGCAAUACAAGGACAAGGAUAUUACAAUGAUGGAAGAGUUUUAUCAUAUUAUAUAUCAUAUGGAUAUCAAGGAAACAGAACUUUAUAUAAUUAUACUUUGAGCAAUAUUGUUACGAUGUCUAGUGGAGCAACAAGUAGAUAUGGUACAGUAGUAAGAAAAUUUCCCGUUCCAAUAUCUGCUAAAUGUGUUCGUUUGCAUCCAACAUCUUGGAACAAACAUGGUUGCAGCAUGCGUUGGGAAUUGCUUGGCUGUCAUAAAGCUACUCAUCCUAAAGUAGAAGUUCUUAAAUCAGUUGCAAUUGUAAAAAACACCAGUAAAUCAAUCAAGUGUUUUGUUGAAGCUCAACCUGGGUGUCAACAGGAGUGGAAUUUUCCUACAGAAGAUUUAUCUGCUUAUCAUAACAUGAAUAUAAAUGGGUCUUACAAUAACGUCAAUGGUACUUACAUCUCCAACUUACAAAUUCAUCGAAACAUGACUGAUUGGAUUAUUGAAAACAAUAUUUCAUGUGACUUUAGUAAUAUCAGUAACACAACAUGUUAUAUAAAUUAUACUUGUGCUGCAUACUAUCCUGGUGAUUCAACAAACAAGGGACAACAAAUUGUGACAGCAAGUUAUAUUGGUUUUAAUGCAACUGUUAGUCCACCAAAUGUAAAUAUCACAUCGACGAAUACCACAGCUACAAUCUCUGUAUCUUUUGGACAAUUAACUGGCGACUUUCCCACAACUGGGAUUAAAUUAUUGUUUAAGGGAAACACAUCCAUUAUUGGUAGGGCAUCGAAUCAAAUUAUUGACAAACUAACGCCCUAUACGGAUUACGCUGUAACUGUUUCUAGCUACAAUCGGCUGACUGAAUCUACUAGGAAAAAUGUAUCUUUUAAAACUGCUGAAGGAGUUCCAUCAAUACCUCGAAAUGUUACAUUAAUGCCGAAGUCCAAAGAAGAAAUUUUGGUUUCUUGGCUUCAACCUGAACCUGUUGGUGGAGUUAUCAGUAAAUAUGAGAUAAAAUAUAAAGAAAAAUACAAUUUACAAGCUGUUUUAAAUGUUACAAGCAUUUCAGAGAAUAUGUCUUUCACCAUUAAAAACUUAAGUAAUUUCCAAGAAUAUGAAGUUCAGGUUCGAGCUAACACAAAAGAAAACUUUUUUAUUGGACCAUGGAGUGAUGUUGUAGAAACAAAAACACUGGAAGGAGAGCCCACUGAACCACGAAAUAUCAGUGUUCAAAAGAAAUCACCCACUACAAUUUAUUUAAAUUGGGAAGAACCUUAUCAAAUAAAUGGAAUUAUAAAAGUUUAUAAUAUUACACUCAUUGGUCAAAAGACUUACUACAAAAAAUUUGCUCAUGAUGUCUCAGGCCACACCAAUGCUACGUUUUUAACAGUGAAAGAUUUAUAUCCAGGAACAAAUUAUACAAUUCGUAUACAUGCCACCACUGGUGGUGGAGCAGGCCCAUUGUCGAAAAAACAAAAGUUUGAGACUGACUAUGAUAGACCAUAUUCUCCAAGCGUGUCUUUGUUCAAAUAUCCAAUGAUCAAGGAGGUUCUUUCUUUGAGUUCAGUGCAAUCAUAUACAGGUCCUAUCAGUGCAUAUGAAUUUGCUGUUUCAAGAUCAGAAUGCAUUUUAACUAAAGAGAUUAUAACAUUGAAUCCUGAAGAAGUUCCUCAUAACUUUAAUGUGACCAUUUUUAAAGGAAUAGAAAAUCCUACUAUCCAUGAUAAAACUGUACACAUCCCUUUGAUUGGAAAUUUCAUCCUUUGUUUCCGUGCUGUAGUUACAUCAAAGAAUGGUACCAAGUUGUAUGGCAACUUUUCAAGCAAAACUAUAAAACGGAGAGAUCUUUUAAGAAUUGAUAAAAACAAUUCAGCAAGAACACAGGCUUCAAUAACAAUUCAAUUAUCAAAAGGUCCAGACAAUGUUAAGUACUAUCAAAUAAUUGUAACUAAAAGCAGAGAAACAUCACUUGAUCCUCCGAAUGAUUCAUUAAAACCAUAUGGCGAAAACAAUGAAGAUCUUUAUGUUGCGGCAGAAUUUCGUGCUGAACAGUUCAGUGAUUAUUAUAAGUUCAAAUUAGGAGAUGGAAAAGAAUACACUCGAAGAAGGUUAAGACAGAAAAUAGAUUUAACAGACAAGUUCUUCUUAUUUUUGAAUGUGAAACUAAAACCUGGUACUGAGUAUUCAAUAUUACAGAGGGCAUAUUAUCAGGGAGGUUACUAUUCAACUCCUUGGUUCCAUGACAAGACAUCACUUCGAAUCAUUAAAGCAGAUAGAAAUUUGAUGUUGUUACGUGCUGGUAUGGUAGCUGUUUUGACUUGGAAUAUAUACAGAACUGGUAACAUAGACACAAUCAGUUGUACAAAGGAUGGUGUGCUCAUAGCAUUUGGAACAAACAAGGUUUUUUCUCCAAGCAAAAAAUUUGGGGACAGUAUUGUAACACUGUUAAAGCAUGACAGCUAUAACAUAGAAAUAAAGAAUGCAAAAAAUGAAGACACUGGUUUGUACACAUGCACAGUUUUAGAGACAAUACAUUCAAAUUCCCGUAAAUAUAUUGAGAACAUUAAAGUUAUUGUAACAGAUAUACCACGAACUUAUAACAUAUCUACUCAACGUAAUAUUGUGAUUCGCUUUGACUAUAUCAAUGUGUACUUUAAUGGUAAAGUCCUGGAAAAAGAACAUCUAAAGCAAUUAAAAUCAAGUUUUCUUGAAGCCGCCUAUGACAGGGUAAAACUUUUGUUUUUGAACGUCAUGGCAGUGGGAAGUGAUUUAAUUCAAAUGAACAAUUCUGUAACAGGACAAUCCAUUCAGUGUGUCAUUACUCUGAGAAGCUCUGUUCCACUUGACGUAAAAGAGGUUUUAAAAGCUCUUCAUGGAGUUGUCAAGAAGAAUCAGUAUCACCUUUUUCUAAAAAACUCAGUUUUUCAAGCGGAUAUUGUGAAAUCAUCCCUACUUGUGCAUGAUUUUAAUGAGUGUGAACCUUCAGCUACUAAAUACUGUGAUGAUAAUGCUGUAUGUAUGAAUCUACCUGAUUGGCUUUCAUAUGCCUGUUCUUGUUCUAAAGAUUAUCAAGGAAAUGGUUUUACUUGUGUCAGAAAAGUGGAAAAAAGGAAUAGCCAAUCCUAUACCAUCAUAGCUGUUAUCAGUGUCACCAUUAUUUUAUUAAUAAUUAUUGUUGUAUGUAUUGUGAAAUUCAAAAGACUGCAGGAAACGAAGUCUGCAGACAAAUCGCUUCCUGAACCUGUUUACACUGAUCUUCCUUAUGUUACCAAUGCAUCUGUGGUUCAAAAUCCUGUUACUGAUGAAACAUAUGAAGAUGUGAAAGAAUCAAUAGAGUUACAGACACAUUACACUGGUUUAGUACCUACUGAAGAAGAGGUAGCUUACUCUCAAUUGACAUCAAACAAGAAUAAAAAGUCAGAAUAUUAUGUAAACAGUUAACAACAAUUUGUAGUCAUGAUUUUAUAACUCACAAAUUUUUAUUAAAUAAUGUACAGUUUGUACUAUUUUUGUAUCAUGAGUCCUGUUUUUUACUUUUUUAAAUAAAAUAUAAUUUUAACAAAUACCAUAUUCAGUAGUUGUAAAUUUUUAUUGAGAAUUUAUAGAGAGAGUUUUUAUUGUUAAGGGUUAUCAUUAUGAUCCUGAAAAUAUUAAAUUUUGUUU